Messenger RNA from Postia placenta MAD-698-R-SB12, 729 nucleotides. RefSeq lists its product as hypothetical. Bases 1 to 729 code for a protein of 242 amino acids. The record is from RefSeq and is a predicted model, not a curated record. Gene Ontology annotation, molecular function: peroxidase activity. NCBI's taxonomy places the organism in Eukaryota, Fungi, Basidiomycota, Agaricomycetes, Polyporales, Adustoporiaceae. The transcript is spliced from 2 exons.
AUGUCGCUCCACUUUGAUCACUCGUCGAUUGACCACUCUUACCAACCCCCGAUCCAAGGGGCUUGCCGAUCUCCUUGUCCAGCCCUCAACGCCCUUGCAAACCACGGGUACCUUCCUCGCGAUGGGCAAAAUGUGACCGUCCCCCAGCUGGUGCAUGCAACAACCACAGUCUAUCACCUUUCAUAUCCGCUCGCCCUCAUUCUCUCCGUUGUUGGUGCCAUCAAGUGCGGGAACGGAUGGUCGAUUGAUCUCCACGCCCUAGCCAAACAUGGUGCUAUUGAGCACGACGGCUCCCUCGUACACGCCGAUACGCCCUCCGGCUGUCCAUACGCGCCCACAACCGUUGAUUCAGACCUUGUGCAGCAAUUGCUGUCAGUCACGCCAGAGUCAUCCCUAUCACUACACGACUUCGCCCGGGCACGAGCAGAGCGUGACGUUGCCAUGUGUAAUCCACUGGACAAGCUGCAUGCGGAAAUCGCACGCGGAGAAUCAGCUCUGACUGUCGAAAUUCUCGGAUCCGAUGGUGUCGACAAGUUAGGCAAGGAGGACACUCGUGGUUGUCCCGAGAGGAGAGUUUCGAAAGCAUUCAUCGAGCAAUGGUUCGUCCAAGAGAAGUUGCCCGACGGGUGGCGAAGGCCUGAGAAGGCAGUAGGGUUACUCAAUAUCGCCGCCAAGUCGAAGGAAGUCGCGCAGAUGGUGCUGGCCAUUCGCUCAGGCCAAUCGUCAUAG